CGUUUUUUGUGGGCCCUCUUUCGUCUUUCGCGGAAGGCGGGGCCGGCCAGUCCUUUCUUCGGAGCUGUUUUGCUUUUAGCCCAGUCUCUCCUCAGCGUUUCUCCUCAGUUGGCGGGAGGUUUGGGGGCCACAGAACUAGACACCCCCGCCCACCCGUCCUGUCUUUCCGUAUAACGUAUAGAUACGAACGCGCGAGCAACCAACGUCUCGUCCUUGAGCCAGUUGCUAUUCUGUCGAUCUAGCCUACCUCGCAGGGUUGUUGGGCAGGCUUUCCCAAUUUGGGGUCCUCCAAAUUGGGGCAGGCUGCUGGGUGUAGGAGCUAGGAAGUGGAGAGUGGACAGCUUUCUGUGUUCUGCCCAGAAGUUCUCGGAGGAAGGGCAUGAUGCUUCGACGGUACAUUUAUAUAACCUAAAAAACUAGUCAUCAAGAGGGACAAUGUUGAGGAGUUUGAGAAAACUCAUCCUUCAGGGAUGCAAGCUGGAACAGGACGGCUUUCUCUAUCCCAGAACCUGGCACAGGACAAUGACAACCCAGAAUGCCCAGCUUCAGCCAGAAAAGCUCAGAAACAUCUUCCUCACCAGUGAGAGUGACCCAGCCAAGCAUAGUGAAGAGCAUGUAGGUCACUAUUACAGCAUCUCUCCAGAAGAGGUGAAGGAGAUUUUCCCUCAUGGGCUACCACCCCGCUUCAAGAUGCAGAUGAAAACCUUCAACGAAACCUGCAUCAUGAUUCGACAGCCAGCUGUAGAACUCCUCAGCUACUUAAAACAGACCAACUUUGCUCACCCGGCCAUCCGCUAUCUCAUCUAUGGGGAGAAAAGUACAGGAAAAACCAUGGUUCUCUGUCACGCCGUCCAUUAUUGCGCAAGGCAGAACUGGGUCAUCGUUCACAUUCCAGACGCUCACCUCUGGGUGAAGAAUUGUAAAGAAUUGCUGCCAUCUUCCUACAACAACGAGCGGUUCGACCAGCCAAUUGAAGCUGCAGACUGGCUGAAGAAUUUCAGAAUCACCAACAAACAGAUUUUGACCCAGAUCAAAACACAACAGAGGUACACGUGGGGCAAGCGAGAUGUCACAGAAGAAGGCUGUCCUCUGAUAGACUUGACUGAGAAGGGAUUGGCUUGGGUGAAAUAUGCCAGCGAUACCGUCGGGGUGAUCUUGAAAGAGCUGAAGCAGCAGUGUUGCCAGGGAUCUUUCCGAAUGCUUGUGGCUGUGGAUGGAAUCAACACUCUUUGGGGAAGGACAACAUUGGAAAAAAACAGGCAGAAUGUCUCUGUGGAGGAGCUGACACUGUUACACCAUCUAAGGAAGAUGGUGGCCAACGAUUGGACAGGCGGGGCCAUCGUGGUCACUCUCAGCCAAACAGGAUCACCCUUCACACCCCGCCGACUUUACUUGCCCCAUGAAUUGCUGGGACAGAAAGGCUUCGCCGCCCUGGAUCCUUUUGUUCCUAUCCAGGUUUCCAACUACACAGAUCUGGAGUUUGAGAGCUGUUAUCAGUAUUAUCUGGAACGCAAGUGGCUGCAACAUGAAAAAGCCAGCACCAGCGAGGGUCGGAUGGAGCUCCGUUUUCUUUCUGGACGUAACCCUGGACAGUUUGAUCGAAUCAGCUCUUUCUUGUAGCAAAGCGUCCCCCUUCCAACACACUGAUAUCAUGGCUCAAGAAAUCCCCUUCUAAUAAAUGUUUUAAAAGCUUC
This is a messenger RNA of Python bivittatus (Burmese python), 1694 nucleotides long. It is a transcript of the gene DAP3, whose product is annotated as death associated protein 3. Gene Ontology annotation, molecular function: structural constituent of ribosome. Gene Ontology annotation, cellular component: mitochondrial ribosome; mitochondrial small ribosomal subunit. Gene Ontology annotation, biological process: apoptotic process. The record is from RefSeq and is a predicted model, not a curated record. NCBI's taxonomy places the organism in Eukaryota, Metazoa, Chordata, Lepidosauria, Squamata, Pythonidae.